AUGACUCUCACGUCGGGCCUCACAGGUGCCGAGAUUGCCAAACACAACGAUGCCAAGUCGUGCUGGGUCAUUGUGCACGGCAAGGCCUACGAUGUCACCGAGUUCCUGCCUGAACACCCUGGCGGCCAGAAGAUCAUCCUGAAGUACGCCGGCAAGGAUGCCACCGAGGAGUACGAGCCCAUCCACCCUCCCGACACCCUCGACAAGUACCUCGACAAGUCCAAGCACCUCGGCCCCGUCGACAUGGCCUCUGUCGUCGUCGAGACCAAGGAGGAGGAUCCCGACGAGGUGGCCCGCCAGGAGCGCUUCAACCAGCGUCCCCUGCUCGAGCAGUGUUACAACCUCAUGGAUUUCGAGGCUGUCGCGCGCCGUGUCAUGAAGAAGACGGCCUGGGGCUACUACUCGUCUGCCGCCGACGACGAGAUCACCCUGCGCGAGAACCACGCCGCCUUCCACCGCAUCUGGUUCCGCCCACGCAUCCUCGUCGACGUCGAACACGUCGACUUCUCCACGACCAUGCUCGGCACCAAGGUCGACAUGCCCUUUUACGUGACGGCCACGGCCCUCGGAAAGCUGGGCCAUCCCGAGGGCGAGGUUCUCCUCACGAGGGCCGCCGCCAAGCACAACGUCAUCCAGAUGAUCCCGACCCUCGCCUCGUGCGCCUUUGACGAGAUGCUCGACGCCGCCGCCGCCGACCAGGUCCAGUGGCUGCAGCUCUCGGCCGCCGCGAGAAGGACAUGCGCAGCAAGUUCACCGACCCCGGCAGCAACGUUCAGUCCGGCCAGGCCACCGACACGAGCCAGGGCGCCGCGCGCGCCAUCUCGACCUUUAUCGACCCUGCCCUGUCGUGGAAGGACAUCCCCUGGUUCCAGAGCAUCACCACGAUGCCCAUCAUCCUCAAGGGUGUCCAGCGCGUCGAGGACGUGCUGCGCGCCAUCGAGGCCGGCGUCCAGGGCGUCGUGCUGUCGAACCACGGCGGCCGCCAGCUCGACUUUGCGCGCAGCGCCAUUGAGGUCCUCGCCGAGACCAUGGCCGUGCUGCGCGAGCAAGGGCUCGAGAACAGGAUUGAGAUCUUCAUCGACGGCGGCGUCCGUCGCGCCACCGACAUCAUCAAGGCCCUGUGCCUCGGCGCCAAGGGCGUCGGCAUCGGCCGCCCCUUCCUCUACGCCAUGGCCGGCUACGGCUUUGAGGGCGUCGACCGCGCCAUGCAGCUGCUGCGCGACGAGAUGGAGAUGA
Molecule: messenger RNA, 1236 nt
Organism: Verticillium alfalfae VaMs.102
Lineage: Eukaryota; Fungi; Ascomycota; Sordariomycetes; Glomerellales; Plectosphaerellaceae
Product: cytochrome b2
Exons: 3
Coding region: 1-1236 (411 amino acids)
Biological process (GO): lactate metabolic process
Molecular function (GO): L-lactate dehydrogenase (cytochrome) activity; heme binding
Source: RefSeq, a predicted model, not a curated record